Bactrocera latifrons is the source of this 1249-nucleotide messenger RNA. RefSeq lists its product as uncharacterized. NCBI's taxonomy places the organism in Eukaryota, Metazoa, Arthropoda, Insecta, Diptera, Tephritidae. Bases 234 to 1046 code for a protein of 270 amino acids. The record is from RefSeq and is a predicted model, not a curated record. The transcript has a single exon.
UUUAAUUUCAAAAUUUUCCCAAUCUACAAAUUAGCUUUUGGAACGAAACUCAUUGAAAAAUAUUAAGAAUACAUUUUGAAAUAAUCAGAAAAGAAAUUCUGACGCUUUCAUAUCCAAAUAUAUUUAAGUACUACCAAAUAUCAAGAGAAACAGCAAAUUAAGAAAACCAAAACCAGCAAAAUCUCCAGCAAAUAUUAAGUUAAAAUCACCAAUAAGUUUAGAAAAUUACAGAAAUGUCUUUAAGACGACAACAACCACAAACGAAGUCUCAACUGAAGAUACAGCUACGCUCGUUGCAACCAAGUUAUAACGGUAACAUAAAUGACAUUGCUAGUUUCCAAACUCGAAAUAACAUUGUUGGAAAUUUAGAAGAAUAUAAUACACGAGAGCCGCUUGCAGUAGCUAGUCUCGUCUCUUCGGUUACAGAGGUAGUGCCGGUAGCAGCCACUUCUGGCACUUCAACGUCGGUAAUACCCUCAGGCGCGGCCACAACUACCGAUGCGCCAGCGGUGACCGAGCAAAUUGCUAAUUUGUUGAAUUUGGCGCAACACCUAUUGAGCGGUGUGCGUGAACAACAACAGCGCCAGCAUCGACGCUGUCACCGCCACCGGCGCGAGUCUUGCUUGUUAUCGGUCACGCCAUAUCAGCGGCCAUAUAGCGGGGCGCUUGCCACUUCACAGGAACAUAAUGACAGCAAUGACAACAAUGCGAGUGGAAUUAGCGGUACAAAUGUGAAUACCGUUAGUAUAGGAGAAACGUGUGUGGUUACAAAUGACGGCGCCAACUCUACUGGUCGGCAGCAAUCGAGGCAUAAAAAAUUUUGCAAUAGCGUCAAAAACAGCAGCAACAGUGGAACUAGUGAGGAUAAUAUAAAUUUUCAAUGUGCUGUUUGUUUGAACUCGUAUCUGUUGCAUCGGCCGAUGGUCACUCAGUGUGGGCAUUUAUUUUGCAAGCGCUGUAUAAGGCAGUGUAUCAGCUGUCAAGGAAAGUGCCCUAUGUGUAAUCGCAAAUUGAAUUCCAAGAGCAUGUUUAGGGUGUAUUUCUGAGCUUUUUGCAAAUGUGAUUGCUUGGCGAGUGACCGAGGCGACAGGACAGUGGAGGCGCCAGCAUCCAAUACAAUUUGUAUUUUGAAAUUUUUGUUGACAUUCCUUUGUUGAGCAUGUUUGUACGUGGGUGCAUUUCAAUAUGUACGCCUUUUUGGGCAAUUUCUUUUUUAAUUUGAAUAUUUUGUAUGUUUUUUGUUAAUUUA